AUGAAAAGUUUUGUAUUUGAUAAUUAUUUUGUUUCUUAUGAAAAAGAAUUAAAUGAUGAUGUCAUAAAUAAGUAUAUUUUAAAUAAAUUAAGUUUAAUUUUUAAUAAUAAUAUAAAAUCGAUAUCUCAUGAUAUUAAUGAAUCAAAUGAAAAUGAUAAAGAGAAAAACAAAAGGUGCGAAAAUACAUUGCCUGUUGGUAAAAAUAGUACAAAUAUUAGUGAAAAAGGCAAUGUAAAUUUAACUGAAAAGCAUAAUACAGAUAUUAUUGAAAAGAACAUAACAAAUAUUAUUGAAAUAAAUAGUGCAAAUAUAAAUGAGAAAAACAAUGUAGAUAUUGUAGAAAAAAAUAAUAUUAAUAAUGAUUCUGAAAAAGAUAGUAAUACAAGUAAAUUAAAGAGAGAAAACACAUGUGAUGUAGUAAAUAAUAAUAUAAAAGAAAAAACAAAUAGUAUAAGUAUUAAUGAAUUAUUUAAAUUAAAUUCAGAUAUAUGUCAUAAUAUUGAUACAACAUUAAAAAAAAAUAAUUUAAAUGAUAUAUUAGCAAGUGAUAACAUACAUAUAAAUAAAAAAAAUGAAAGAUGGAAAAGAUACAUUAAACAUAUUGAGCUUUUUUUAGAUGUGCAUACUAUAAUUAACCUAAGUCAAACAUGUAAAUUUUUUUAUAAAAGAAAAUAUAAAGUUGGAAAUAAUAGAUUAAUAUUUAAUAGUUACUUAGGUUAUAAUCCUAAAAUAAUAUAUGAAUUUGUUUUACCUAGAAUAUAUAAACAUAUUCAUAGAUCAGUAAGAAGAAGACUUUGCUUAGAUUUUACAUUAUGCACAUUAAUAAAAGAUAUAACAGUAGCUAAUGUUUUAAAUCAAAUUUACAAGUUUGAUUCCUUAAAUACAAAACAUUUAUUUAUUUAUAAUUUACAAGAAAUUUAUUUUGAUUAUUGCCAUCAUUUGACAGAUAAAACAUUGGAAGUUUUAGCUCAAACAAGAUUACCAUCUUUAAAAACAUUAAGCAUAAAAUGUGUAAGAAAUAAAUAUUUAACUUGUGCUCCUUUAACAGUUAUGCUAAAAAAAAGUAACUGGCCAGUUUUUACUAACUUUAUAUGCUCUUUUUCAAAUGCAUGGUUAGAGCCAAUUUUUAUUGUUUCUAAUUUUAUUAUUAAUAGAGCAAAUAAUCAAAAUCAUAUAAUUUAUCAUAAGUUAAAAAAUUUGCGUAAAACCUUGGAAACAAUGAAAAAUUUUGAUAAUAAUGUUACCACAUCUAAUGAAGAAAAUGGUGCAUCUGAAAAUAUAAGAAAAAAUAAGUCCGAUGAUAAUAAUGAUGUGGUAAUGUAUGAUGAUAAAAUUGAAGAAAAUAGUAAAAAAAUUAUUAACGUAAAUAAUAAAUAUAAUUUGAUAGGUUUGCAAAAUUGUGGUGAUAAUAAUCUAGAUAAAUCCAAUAUAAUUGAUUAUAAAAAUAAAAAAAAAUUGAAAUCAUUACUUAAUAGCGAAACUGAAUGUAGCAUUAGCCAAUCGGAAACAAAUAAUAAUUUUAAUUUAUUUAAUAAUUUUUUCCAUAGCACUAUAAAACAUUUUGGCUAUUCUUCCAAAAUACAAAACAGUUUUAAUUUUAGAGAUUAUAAUAAAAAUUAUUAUCAAAAUAAGAAAGAUGAUAUAAAUAAUUCAUUAAACAAUAAUGUAAAAAAUGAAAAUGAAAAAUAUAUAAAUAAAACAAGUAUUGAAGAAAAUAUCCAUAAUCAAGAAUUACAUGAAAAAAAAGAUAUAUUUGAUGAAUUUUUAUCAAGUGAUUACGCAACAGUAAACAAAACAAAUGAUAAUUUUAUAAUGAAUGAAAGAAAAAACACAAAUUUAAUAACAAGUAAUAAUGAUACGAAAACUAGUCCUAAAAAUGUGACUAAUAAAAAUACGAAAAAAGAAAGAAAGAAUAAUGGAUUAAUUAGAGAUGACAAUUUUAGAGACGUUGAGAAAAAAAAUUGUAUUAAUAAAAAUAAUACUUGUGGUAUUAAUGAAAAAGUAAAAAAAAAAAUCGAACAAACUAUUAUUGAUAAUUAUGAUGAAAAAAACAAGGUUUAUAAAAAAAUGGAAGAAGAAAAAAAAAAAGAUAAAAUUGAUAUUCUUUCUGUAGAACAAAAUAAUGAAGAUCCUAUUAAUGAAAAAAUAAAAAUGAAAAAAAUGCAUAUUAAUGAAAACAAUGAAAAAAAAAAGAAUAAGAAAAAAAAAUAUGAAAAAAAAUAUUUUAGUGAAAAUAAGAAAGGUAGUAGAAAUAAUAAUAAGAAGACAAAAAUUUUAACAGCGGAAAAUAUUUUUUGUAUGAACAUUUUACAUAAUAAUGUUAAUACGUUUGAUGAAGAGGAAGAAGAUGAAGACGAAGACGAAGAUGAAGAUGAAGAAAAAAAUAUGAAUAAAUGUAGAUGUAAUGGGAAAGGAUGCAUAUAUAUGACAGAAGAAAUAAAUUUUAAAUGUAAUUGUGAUGACUGUCCAUUUUCAAAUGGUUAUAAAAAUUUAAUUAGUGUAGAUGAUCCAUAUAUCCAAUCUCAUUUUGUGCAACCAAAUUUAGAUAUUUUAGGCUCUUGGGGUAGUAAAUGCUUCUUAGAGAGUAUAGGUUUAGAUAUAUAUGUAAAAGGAUAUAGUGUAGCUUUAAAAAAUGAAAACAUAAAAAUAUGUGUUAAAUUAGGUAAGAAAAUACAAGAAGAAUUAUAUGAAUUAAGUAAAAGUGAAAAAUAUAAAAAUAAUAAUUUAGUUUAUUUAUUAAGAGACAAAGGUAGCGAACUUUUAUCAAAUACACCAUUAACUAUUGAAACAAAUGAAAAUGGUGGCAUUGAUAUAUGGACAUUACCAAUAUCCUUAGCUAUUAGCAAAAAAAAUAGAUAUCUUUUUUAUUUAGUUUUAAAAGGAGGUGCAAAAAUUGAUAUAUGGGAUUAUUUAGGAAAGUCUCCAUUAUAUAUUGCAUGUGAAAAUGAAUGUAAAGAAUUUGUUGAAGUUUUGUUAGAAGAAAAAAGAAAGAGAAGAAAAAAAAAUAAUAUAAUACAAUAUUCUUUUAGUGAAAACACUAUUACCUUGGGUAAUGAUAAAGGAAUAACUAUUGACAAUAACAAUAAACUAUUCAAUAAAGAUAGUCAAGAAAAUAGCAAAGAAAAUAAUAAAGAAGAUACACCUUGUAUAGGGAAAGAUGUAAAUGAACUGAACAUUAAAGAAAAAAGUUUAAUUUAUACCGAAAAUGAAAGUAUUGAAGAAUUAAAGAGAAAUACAAAUGAAAGAAAUAUUGUAAGUAAUGAAUAUAUGCAAGAAAGCUCGUAUGAAAAAAAUAAUUCAUAUGAUAUUGAUCCAUCUAAUUUGGAUGGAUUAAAAAAAAAUGAAAGUUGUAAAACAAUAUGUAUAAGUCCAUAUGGAAAUACGUGCAAUAGUUAUUAUGUUACUUUUCCUUUCGAUUUAGAAAAUGGUUAUAUACCAUUAAAUAUUGCAAUAAAAAAAAAGAAUUUUUCUAUAGUUAAUUCUUUAGUAAAAAAUGGAGAAAAUUUAAAUAUCAUAUGCCCAUUUGUAAGAGAUUAUAAAUCUCCCUUAUAUUUGGCAUGUGAAAACAACAUUAGUGAAAUUAUUCAAUUAUUAUUGGAAAAUAAAGCAGAUCCUAAUUGGUGCUAUCAUAAUAAAUUUACCCCUAUAUUAUUAGCCUAUAAUUUAAAUAAAGCAUGGGUUAAUCAUUUUAUUGAUGCAGGAGCUGGAGAAAAAUUAUGCGAUAGACAUAUAUUAACAGAGGUAUUAUCUUGUGCUAUAUUUAAAAAUGAUUUGACAACAGUUCAGCUACUUUUAAAAAAAUAUCCACAGCUAUUACAAAAAGGACAUAAUUUAUGGUCUUUACCAUUUAUUCAAGCAGCAAAAUUAGAAAGAUUAAAUAUAUUAAAAUAUUUAUAUUCUUUAAAAAAAGAAAUUAUAAAUCAAUUAGAUUUUAACAAUGUUCUUUCUCCAAUUCACGUAGCUGCAGAAGAAGGAAAUAUAGAAGUUUUAAAAUUUCUUUUAGAAAACGAUGUAAAUAUAAAUUUAACAAAUAAAUUUCACCAAAAUGCUUUACAUAUUGCAUGUUUAGAAAAUCAAGAAAAAGUAGUACAAUUACUUUUAAAUCAUAAUAUAGAUGUUAAUUGUAAAGAUAAUAUUAAUGGUGAAUGUCCAUUAAUGAUUUGUAUAAGAACAAGAAAUGAAAAUUUAGCCUUAUUAAUAUUAAAUGAAAGUAAAAAUAUUAAUUACAAUCUUACUAAUAUACAUGGAGAAACAUCUUUAAUUUACUCUAUAUUUUAUGGAUUAUAUAAUAUUGCUGAUAUAUUAAUGAAAAGAGGUGCAGAUGCAUCAGUCAGAGAUAUUAAUGGUGACAAAUCUUAUAACGUUGCAUGUGAGAGGGUUUUAUCACAUAGGACUUGUAAAAAAGUAUUAAAAAAAUUUCUUAAAUUAUAUAGAUCACAAAAUAAAAACUUUUUAUCUAAAAAAAAUAAAAUUAACAAAAAAAAUAAGUUUUAUGAGUCUUAUCAGAGUAUUAACCAAAGUUUAUUAAGUAUAUUUCGUUUAAAUAAAAAAAGAAAAAAGAAAAAAAUUAUGUCUUAUUCAAUAGAAAGUGAAAAUGUCCAUUAA
This is a messenger RNA of Plasmodium gallinaceum, 4605 nucleotides long. RefSeq names its product ankyrin-repeat protein, putative. The transcript has a single exon. Gene Ontology annotation, cellular component: ciliary inversin compartment. Bases 1 to 4605 code for a protein of 1534 amino acids. The record is from RefSeq and is a predicted model, not a curated record. Gene Ontology annotation, biological process: protein localization to ciliary inversin compartment. Gene Ontology annotation, molecular function: protein binding. NCBI's taxonomy places the organism in Eukaryota, Apicomplexa, Aconoidasida, Haemosporida, Plasmodiidae.